Messenger RNA from Syngnathus typhle (broad-nosed pipefish), 3250 nucleotides. RefSeq names its product arylsulfatase I-like. The coding region runs from base 272 to 2386 and encodes 704 amino acids. The transcript is spliced from 11 exons. The record is from RefSeq and is a predicted model, not a curated record. Lineage: Eukaryota; Metazoa; Chordata; Actinopteri; Syngnathiformes; Syngnathidae.
UUUGCCGCUGCGGUGUCCUCCGGCAACUCUUAUUUCGGCGGAUCAAGGUGGAAUUCUUGUUAAACGAGUAUGUGUGACUUGACCAGUGCGGAUUUUCUUUGCUUUUUUUUCUUCUUCCAGUGGGAGUGUGAAGAAGCUUUUUUGGAGGACGGAAAAGUUCGUUUGGAAGCAUGAGCACAUACGGCAGCGUCCUCGGCUAACUUUGAAAAGCAAGAACGAGAAUGAAGUGACUUACUUACAUUGGGGCCAUAAUCGAGUCCUCACAGGAAAGAUGCGGGCGACCUCCAUCACAUCGCUGCUCCUGAUACUUUGUGUUAUACGCCUGCACCACAGCCACUGCCAUAUUUGGGAAGAGCAGCGAUACGAAGACACCGUCGACACCGACAAAGUCGAAAAUGACACGCCGGCGGCCAAAGGAAGCAGGAAGCAGCCGCACAUCAUUUUCAUUCUCAUCGAUGAUCAGGGCUUCAACGACAUCGGCUAUCACAACCCCAGCAUCAAGACGCCCACAUUGGACAAGUUGGCGGCGGAAGGUGUCAAGCUGGAGAACUACUACGUCCAGCCCAUCUGCACACCCUCGCGCAGCCAACUCCUCACUGGCAGGUACCAGAUCCACACGGGUCUCCAGCACUCCAUCAUCAGGCCGAGCCAGCCCAGCUGCCUCCCCCCUAACAUGGACACGCUCCCCCAGAGGCUGCGCCAGGCCGGCUACGCUACGCACAUGGUGGGCAAGUGGCAUCUCGGAUUCUACACGAAAGCGUGCCUGCCCACCAGGAAAGGCUUCGACUCCUUCUUUGGAUCCUUGACAGGAAGUGUGGACUACUACAGUUAUGGGUCGUGCGACGGCCCCGGCGUGUGCGGGUACGACCUCCACGACAACGAGAGCAUUGCCUGGGGUCACCAGGGCAAGUACUCCACCACGCUCUUCACGCAGCGAGCUCGUAAGAUACUCCAGAGUCACAAUCCCGCCCGGCAACCGAUAUUCCUGCUCCUCUCCCUGCAGGCGGUGCACACACCGCUGCAGCCGCCCAAGUCGUACAUCUACCCGUACCGCGGCAUGGCCGACGUGGCGCGGAGGAAGUUUGCCGCUAUGGUGUCGACAGUCGACGAGGCGGUGCGCAACGUCACCUAUGCGCUGCGCAAGUCGGGCCUGUACCGCAACAGCGUCAUUGUCUACUCCACUGACAACGGGGCCCAGCCCUUCACUGGCGGGAGCAACUGGCCGCUCCGGGGACGAAAGGGGACGUACUGGGAGGGAGGCAUCCGCGGCGUGGGGUUUGUGCACAGCCCAUUGCUGCGGCGACGGAGGAGGGUGUCCAACGCUCUCCUUCACAUCACUGACUGGUUCCCCACCCUGCUGGCCCUUGCCGGAGGAAACGUCAGCGAGAGCCAAGGCCUGGACGGCUUUGACGCCUGGGCCGCCAUCAGCGAAGGCAAAGAGUCUCCUCGCCAAGAGAUCCUACACAACAUCGACCCGCUGCACAAAGCCCCCGCGCCGCACGGAGACGCAGAAGAAACGCUCUUGAAAGGGUUCCAUAAGCCCAACAAGAGGAAGAAGCAAAAUAAAAAGAAGAAACCUCUCAAGCAGCGCACCAAACAAAAGUCUGCAUUCAGAUCAUCAAAGUCUAAAGGCACAAAGAAGUUAUACUCUGAGGUCAAAGGUCGCCCAGACUACGCCAUCAUUCGCGCGACCCGCAUGAAGGAAAACGCAUCAAAGCCCAAGUCUAGAAGGAUGGCCUGUCCGGAACACAACCUAUCAUGGACCGAAAGCAAGGUCCAGUCUCGCCUCAAGGCUAAACGCUCUUCUCAGCCUACAGCACACGCUUCACCCGAGUACGCGAUCCCGCCCGACGGCACUAACGAGUCACCCGCGUGGGACACGUCGGUCCAGGCGGCCAUCAGGGUCGGAGACUGGAAACUGCUCACUGGAGACCCCGGACACGGAGAAUGGGUCCCGCCGCAGGUCCUGCCAACGCUGGCAGGUCGCUGGUGGAACCUGGAACGAGCAUCUCCGUCGCACCGGACCCAAAACAGCAGCGAGGGAGUUAAAAACGUUUGGCUGUUCAACAUCAGCGCCGAUCCGUACGAGCGCCGUGACCUUUCCCGCCAGCGCCCUGAGGUGGUGCGCUACCUGCUGACCCGCCUCGUACACUACAACCGCACCGCCGUGCCCGUCCACUUUCCGCCCGACGACCCGCGCGCCCACCCCAACCGGCACGAUAAUGCCUGGGUACCUUGGAUUGACCGGGAGCAAGACCAGGGUAAGAUGAACCACCAGAAGGUCCAGCAGAAGAUCAGAAAGAAGAAACAGAACAAAUGCCGACUGUGUAAGCUCAAGGCCUUCUUUCUGAAACUCAACACUGGAAUCAUGUCCAGUCGCAUAUGAUUCGCAUCGCAACAAGAAAGCCCCAUUAAUUUAAAUAUCAAGAAAAUACCAGGAUGAAUUUGGUCUAAUCAUAAUUCUAGUUCAAGUUAUUUUUAUGUCCAGUAACUAGGAGAAAAUUUGACCUUACAAUGGAGAUGUCGAUUCAACUGUGGAUCGUCAUCGAGCCAAUCCGCAAUGAGGAAACCCUACAAGCAUGAAACGCAAAAGUGACGCCGCCAAUGACGCUAGCUAACAAUGAUGUCAUUGUGUUAUCAAUGACCGGUAUCUGUUGCUUCGAUUACUCACAAAUCUCUUCAACUAAAAUACAGGCUUGCCUCACUUUUUGCAGUGAAUACAUCCCAACAACUUUUUUUGAAUAUUUUGUUGAAUGUGGAGUGAUUGUAACUUAACAGUCAAGAGUCUGUACAACUUUUGGUAUGAAUCUUAAAUGUUCAAAAGCCCACUGGUACUUUUUAUAUUUUAAACCAUGUGCGAUGGAGGGUUUCCUGUUUUAAUUGAUUUUUUUCUAGUAUUCUGCAAGCUCCAAAUGUUUGUUUUCAUUGACAUUCACAAACAUUGCAUUGUUUAAAUAAGCAUCUUCACCCCCCAUGUCACCAUUUUCCUACAUUUGAUUCGAACCAAGUUACCUCAAUUCAAAGAUGUGCAAUAAACCUGAACGCACUCAAUUUGGCCAGUUGGUGAUGCCAGACAUCAAGAAAUUUGAGCUUUGCUUUCUCUAGCCAGCAGCAUGUUUGAGGUAUUAACGUUUGUUGUGCUGAAGUUGAGCCAUUCUGCAGUUGAGUGCCUUGGGUCGAAAACUAUAACAACCUUUCUGGUUCAAGUUUUCUAUUAAAAAAACUUCCAAGAAAAAAAUCCAAAAACUUA